Messenger RNA from Tympanuchus pallidicinctus (lesser prairie-chicken), 2790 nucleotides. It is a transcript of the gene ARSA, whose product is annotated as arylsulfatase A. The record is from RefSeq and is a predicted model, not a curated record. The transcript is spliced from 8 exons. The coding region runs from base 19 to 1539 and encodes 506 amino acids. Gene Ontology annotation, molecular function: arylsulfatase activity. NCBI's taxonomy places the organism in Eukaryota, Metazoa, Chordata, Aves, Galliformes, Phasianidae.
GGUGACCGCCGGAGCAUCAUGGCGGAGCGGUGCGCCGUUCCGCUGCUGGCGGUGCUGCUGCUGUGGGCGCUGCGGGGCGCGGCCGGCGGCCUGCCCAACUUCGUGCUGCUGCUGGCGGAUGAUUUGGGCUUCGGAGACCUGGGGAGUUACGGGCACCCCUCCUCCGCCACGCCCCACCUGGACCGGAUGGCGGCCCGAGGGCUGCGCUUCACCGAUUUCUACAGCAGCUCUGCGGUGUGCAGCCCCUCCCGGGCUGCCCUGCUGACCGGCCGCUUCCAGAUGCGCUCUGGGAUUUACCCUGGUGUGUUUUACCCUGACUCCCGGGGAGGCCUUCCCCUGUCUGAGGUCACCAUUGCAGAGGUGCUGAAGGCUAAAGGUUAUGCCACGGCCAUAAUUGGCAAAUGGCACCUCGGCCUGGGCGCUCGUGGCUCCUUCCUGCCCACCCACCAGGGCUUUGACCACUUCCUGGGGGUGCCGUACUCCCACGACCAGGGCCCCUGUCAGAAUCUCACCUGCUUCCCACCCGACAUCAAGUGUUUCGGGACCUGUGACCAAGGCCUCGUGCCCGUCCCACUGCUCUGGAACCAAAGCAUCGUGCAGCAGCCGGUCUCCUUCCCUGAUCUGGUGCCUCUCUACAACAAAUUUGCACGGGACUUCAUUGCCGACUGCGCCCGGCGAGGUGUGCCCUUCCUGCUCUACUAUGCCUCCCAUCAUACCCACCAUCCCCAGUUUGCAAGCCAGCACUAUGCAGGGCAGUCAGAGCGUGGGCCGUUUGGUGAUGCGCUUUCGGAGUUUGACGGCUCAGUGGGGCAGCUGCUGCAGGCACUGCAGGAGAAUGGCCUGGAGAACACAACCUUUGUGUUUUUCACCUCUGACAACGGCCCUUCCACCAUGCGGAUGGCACGCGGAGGCAGCUCUGGCCUUCUGAAAUGUGGGAAGGGCACAACGUAUGAAGGUGGCAUGAGGGAACCAGCAGUGGCCUAUUGGCCAGGCCAUAUCGCUCCAGGAGUGACUCAUGAGCUGGCAAGCACCUUGGACAUCCUGCCAACACUGAGUGCCCUGGCUGGAGCAGCUCUUCCCAACGUUUCCCUGGAUGGUUAUGACCUGAGUCCACUGCUGUUUGGGUCAGGGAAGAGUCCCCGUCAGACCAUGUUCUUCUACCCUCCAUCCCCUGAUCCACUGCAUGGCCCCUUUGCUGUCCGGCUCGGGAAGUACAAGGCCCACUACUUCACACAAGGUUCCUUUCACAGUGACACAACCCCAGACCAGGCCUGCCACGGGCUGACCCCGCUGACCCAUCAUGAGCCCCCGCUGCUCUUUGACCUGGAAUCAGACCCUGCUGAGAACUACAAUUUGGUACAGAGCGCUGCAGGGCCAGAAGUUUGGCAAAUCCUGAAGGACAUCAAAGUGCAGAAGACACUUUUUGAGCAACGCAUGGAGUUUGGGGAAAGCCAGAUGAAGAAGGGUGGGGAUCCUGCCCUGGAACCCUGCUGCAAGCCAGACUGCACUCCCAAGCCCUCCUGCUGCUGCUGCUCGUAGCCUUUUGCUGCUCCACCCUCCUCUGCUGAUCCUAAACCCACCAGACCCUCCCAACUAACCACAUGUAGCCUCAGUGCUACCCCAGAGCUUCGGCUCAGUGAUGCUGCUGACUGAGGGAGUGCUGCCCGGUGAGCUGAGGGUUGGGCAGGCCACCAGCCCUGCUGGCUGUGCAGGUCGUUGUUGGACCUCCAAGCUGUGAUCUGUUAACAGAAAUUCUGAGGGACCAGGAGCCAGAAUCAUCAGCAGAGCCAGCACAGCCCCUUUCAAACCACAGUUAAGAUGAAGCACAGGUAUGCCCCGGUGUCUGGAGAUCCCAGUUCGGCAGGAGGCGUGCUGUGCAACCCUUGUGAGGGCAGUGUGAGCUGCAGCAGAGUCACUUUGCAGGGGAUGGGAACAAAGCAAAGAGCAGGAUGGGCUUGGAUGGUCCUGACAGCUUUAGGGAUGGAGCUUCGUACAGCUAGUGCAGAGAGGACAUGCCAGUCAAUCAUAGGAUUGCUCAGGUUGGAAAAGACCUUAAAGAUCAUCGAGUCCAACCCCAACCCAACCAUCCCACCCCAACUCUAACAGCCCUCUGCUAAAUCGUGUCCUUGAGCACCGCAUCCAGAUGGUUUUUAAACACAUCCAGGGAUGGUGGCUCAACCACCUCCCUGGCAGCCCAUCCCACUGCUUAACAGCCCUUUCUGUACAGAAGUUUUUCCUGAGAUCCAACCUAAACCCCCCCUGGCACAACUCGAGGCCAUUUCCCCUCAUCCUGUCACCACUUCCCUGUCCUUCUAAAUAAGGUGGAGAUGUGGCUGGCCUGAUCUUUCUGUAAGGUCUGUGGAUGCUGGAGCUGCCUGCAGUCGGGUGGGCUGUGCUCACUUUCCAUCCACAGGACAAAAAUGAUCUCUUGCUCAUGAGCUAAUUGGCGUUCAUUAGCAAUGACACGCACAGCAAUCCCACAUUGCAUUUGGGGUCCUUGGCAUUUGGGGUUUCCAACUGGUGGGUUGGGCCUGGAGCCCCUCCUGAUGGGGACAGGCUGGGAACACUGGAAGGGGACGCUGAGGGGGGAUCUGAGCAGUGCUGAUGGAUAUCUGAUGGCAGGGGCUGCUCAGUGAUGCCUGGGCUUGGACUGGAGGACUCCAGAGGUCCCAUCCACUCCCACAGCUCUGGAGCUCUGUGUAGAAUAAUUCUUAACAAAAUAUGAAGGUGGAUUACCGUGAUUGGAUGCAGGGCUCAAUAAAACAACCAAAUCAACGUGCAGUUCGCUUA